Messenger RNA from Macrosiphum euphorbiae (potato aphid), 732 nucleotides. Lineage: Eukaryota; Metazoa; Arthropoda; Insecta; Hemiptera; Aphididae. The record is from the annotation of a GenBank genome assembly.
AUGCCAGCUCGACAACUGCCAGUUCAGGUACGAGCCAAAUGCAGCCAUCUGAUGUUGGCCGACCCAAGCUUCGAUGAGCCAGCUCCAGUUGAGAUGCUCAUUGGCGCGGAUAUAUUUCCCCAAGUAUGGAAGAACAAGUGCAGCUCGUUGGGUCCAGGUUUCCCUUCCGUUUACAGCUCAGUAUUUGGUUGGGUGCUAAUUGGUCCCGUUCAGAAGCACCCAGAUAUUGGUGCACAAGCCAUGUUGGUGUCGCUAGUAUCGUCUAUGGAAUCCAUCAUAGAAAGGUUUUGGAAUGUGGAAGAACCUGAAGCUGCUCCGCCUCAGUUCACCGAAGACGGAUUGUGUGAGGAACUGUUCAAUUCGGAGAUGCGCAGGGAUUCUCGAGGUCGGUUCGCAGUACCUCUUCCCUUCCGCUCCGGCCGUCCAGUUAAAGAUUUUCCGGGUUCACGACAAGUGGCGUUAAACAGAUUCCUGCAGCUGGAGAAGAAAUUAUCAGCCGAUGAAGUGCUUUACAACGCAUAUCGCAAGUUCAUGCUCGAUUACGAGAGCUUAGGUCAUAUGACUCUCGCAGAAGGUCCCGGUCAAUACUUCAUUCCCCAUCAUGCGAUUCAGAAGUCCGAAGGGGACAGUGUCAAAUUGAGAGUGGUGUUUGACGCGUCGGCGAAAUGCCAUUCAGGUGUCUCCCUCAACCAAUGUUAUUGGUCGGGCCGAAGCUGCAGCAGGACAUCGUAG